Molecule: messenger RNA, 507 nt
Organism: Bipolaris victoriae FI3
Lineage: Eukaryota; Fungi; Ascomycota; Dothideomycetes; Pleosporales; Pleosporaceae
Exons: 1
Coding region: 1-507 (168 amino acids)
Source: RefSeq, a predicted model, not a curated record
AUGGACUACGCCAAGUCAGCUGUCAGCCAGCCUCCUCACGGUAACGUCCCAUGCUCGGAUCCAUGCCAACCUCCCGCGGUGAGCAAGCCGCUCACCAACGAGUCAAGCAACGCAGUCGCUGAGCAAUGCUCCCAAGGCAAAGCGGGCCUCGCUCCCUCGGGCUGCAACUCCAGCUCUUCCGCUAAGCAAUCCACCGCCGCCUCCAAGCUUCCACGCCGCGCACUGCGCUGCUGUCUCGGCCUGCAAGACCUAAUCACCACCUUCCUCACCGAGCACUCUCAACCCUCCAUCGCCACCACCAACUACCGUCUCAUCAUGCAACAAGCAGGCACACUUCUCUUAUCCAUGGAACAUGCGUUGCGCGACCUAGAACUCGCCAUUCCAGCCAAGUACCACUCUCUGUGGCUUAAGCAUCAGAUCGAUGGGUACACUGCGACGCUCGAGGCCCUGCGCAAAUUCAUGCGUGAGCAUGGCUCGCCAGGCCGUGUCUUUGACAUCGGUAAGUAG